ACGUGGAGCCUCUUUCACGUGACCACCUCCCCAUCUUUGCAGGAGGCACGUGGGAAAACAAGGAAGCAGCAGAAGAGGAAACAAUGGAGGAAGAGGAAGAGGAAGAGUGGCUUUUCGAGUCUUUGAGGCUAUACAACGACCUUCAUGUGUUUGAGCUUCAGGAUCCCACCAGAGUCAUCGAAUGGACAGGAGAAAAACGUGUCUGUGUUGCUGGAUAUGGAAAUGGAAGAAGGAAUGAGAUCCUCCAGCUCGUUUUGCCUCCAAGGCUGUGUGCCAAGGAGAACCAGGGAUUGUGUCCGGAAAGAGACUUCAAAGUGGAGCACGGCGGGUUUUCGGACCGCCCCGUGUUCAGUCUGAAGCAUGUGCCAGGAACCAGUUUGCUUUUGACAAGCGGACCUCCCGACAGUGCACUGCAGGUUUGGCGCAUGGAGCCGGAUGAGACAGAUGUCAUGAAGCCUUUGGCCAGCAUCCCUACCAGGCCGGGAGUGGAGGACGGCUGGGCAAAGAUGGCCACCACCUCCAGCAAACCCUCCUGGGUCCUCCAUGGGACGAGAACGGACAACGUCCAGGUGACGGACAUCGAAUCCAAGCAGAGCCUCUUCAUGGCAGCCUCCACAAGCAGCGAAGGGAUCUCGACCCUGGCUUUCCUGGACGAAGCCACGGCUCUGGCCUGCAGCACAAAGGGGCAGCUCUUCCGUGCGGACACCCGGCAAGCCUCGAAUCUCCUGGCUGAAGUCGGGCAACGGCCAGAAACAUCGGCACCGGGAGAGCAGAGCUGGUGCGCAGCCGUCCGGAAGAGCCAGGCAGACGCUUCGGCCACGGAUGACCCCCUGAUCGCCCGUCUCUCCUCUUCCGGCCGUGUGGUUUUGACGGACCUCAGAGACACAGCCAACGCCCUGGCCACAGCUCAGUGUUGCCAACCCACACCCGUCCUCCAUGGCGCAGAUUUCCUCUCUGUCUCCUUUGCGCCACUCCUCAGGGGAUGUAUCUCUGUCUCAGGCUUCGACGGCACCGUUCGCAUCUACGACACGCGCCACUGGGACCCUUCGAUGCCGGAGGAAGCCAAGCCGCUGUUCCUCCACAAAGGGCACCUCUUGAGUGGCACCCACAACACGGAGACGCCACUUUGGGUGACAUCCCACUCCUGGCACCCCUCCAGGCCCCGGACUUUGCUCUCGGCCGCCAGCGAUGGGUCACUCCAUGCAUGGGACUGGGCAGACCCUCCCGUGGGGACUUAGCGGUUGUGGCUCUCCACUUUGCGGACAUUGCCUUGCAAGGUUAUAUCAUUACUAUGAGGGUUGAAUGAAAAGUAAUGCCUCCAC
This is a messenger RNA of Anolis sagrei ordinatus, 1322 nucleotides long. The record is from RefSeq and is a predicted model, not a curated record. Lineage: Eukaryota; Metazoa; Chordata; Lepidosauria; Squamata; Anolidae.